UUUGUCGUCGCCCCCUACGCCCAGCUUAACCGUUCCUGUUUUCGCCUCCGUCCACGGCUCGCCAUGGCAGCGUAUAUCAACCUUAGCUUGCAGGGGACUGUCUAUUUUGCUGCACAUCGUUCUGCCGAAGACGGCACCAUGCUGCAAUUGUAUUCAAGCAUGCUUGUGGGCGUAGCAAGAGCGGUCUGGACCUUUGACCUUGAUGGCGAUAUUCUGCGAUUGGACAAGAGAGAUCGCAACCUUUGGGUUCCUCUCAACCUCGUUCGCCAGCGUUCCAUAACCAUCUCCGAUUUCGAGCCUUACGAACCGCCGCCAACACUCACCAAACACGCCAUACAAUCCGUCUACCCAGCGCCGUGCUGGAAAAUGAGACGCAAGGAGAUCGACUUGCACGUCCUCUGUGGUCGUUACAACCACUCUACGUUUCAAAGGCUUGCCUAUGCUAUCGUUAGGGUUGUUACCCUGAACUUUACCGUUAAAGAAGCAACGCUCUCACGCCAGGGCACUGGCGGCUUUCUAGUCUGGAUAGACAACCUCCCAGAGUGGGGCUUUGCAAGUGGAGACAUCGUCAGGGUUGGUAGGACGUCCAUCGUUAUAUGCCAGCAUGCUCCGCACGCCGUCACGCUGGUCCGAAAGGAUUUCGCGAAGCAGAUUCAGUCCACUCCUAGUUCGGCAGACGAAAGUCUCACUUACCUCAUACUCUCGGUGCGGGAGGUUAUCCUAUAUCAGAUAAACAGCGAGCUCAAAAAAUACACAGAACCUAUGCGUCUAUUCGAUGGGACGCAUCCUCCUUCUGACGAAGCCAUCGAGCUCCUUCUCCAAGCCACGCAGACCAGCCCCCCCACAGCUCCUCUUCGCAAGCUCCCCGUUGAGCUGCAGGAUGCGAUCUUUGACAAGGUAUCAGCGGGACCAAUUGAGAGCGCCAGGGUUGGCUGCCUACUUGACGCUGGGUCAAUUUUUACAUGGAAGUGCGGCACCCGAAAUAUUAAAAGGGAAGAAGGCCGUCGGUCUAGAACGCCUUGGACUCCUGUAGAGUCGCAUAUUUGGUUCGGUGACUACCCUAGUGGUAUAGCAUACAAGUAAACGUGUUCGAAACGCUUAUUGUGAGGUAUUAAUCUAGAAAACCCGAAAGAUCUCCAUCCGACGAUCAUCCUAGCUGUACGAUAUCCGUCACACCCAUUGACGACCCACCUGCUAGUCUACACGAACGGCAUGGGGUUAUCCUUGAUGUGUCGACCCCAGGCUACAA
This is a messenger RNA of Trematosphaeria pertusa, 1249 nucleotides long. RefSeq lists its product as uncharacterized. The transcript is spliced from 5 exons. NCBI's taxonomy places the organism in Eukaryota, Fungi, Ascomycota, Dothideomycetes, Pleosporales, Trematosphaeriaceae. The coding region runs from base 64 to 1083 and encodes 339 amino acids. The record is from RefSeq and is a predicted model, not a curated record.